AUGUUCAAAAAGACAAAAAAGGGUGUUCCUGCCCCUGCAGGUGGCCCCCACAACCCCCACAACCGCCUCUCUGACAACUCUUCUUCCAAUGCUCUUGUCUACGCCCACCCUGGCGACCAUCAUACACACAUCCCCAUGGAGCACCUCAACGACCCCAAGUUCAACAACAGUGACCCCCACCUUCAUGAACACGACCCUCUCCCUCCAGCGGUCGAUUUCUCGAACGUGACCCCGACUGCUCGCUUCCAGUUCCGUGCCUUGGCACGCCGUGCACUCUCCUACCACAGCCGUCAGCGCAGCUCCAACAUCUGCUGUCUCGUCAUCUGGCCCGUGUUGUUAGUUGUCCUCUGCCUACUCUUUUCCCUCAUCAGCAAUACAGGUGGAGGUCUCGGCAAAGGGUCCAAUAUCGCAGCCUUCUGUGCCAACGACGCUGAUCCUACGACGAGUAGGUCGUUUGAAAUCGGAAAAAUUCCCGUUGACCCUAAUGGUAGCAAGAGGGUCCCUGCAGCGUGGUACCCCACCAGCUUGUGGUCCAGUCGCUACACCGAUCCUCUCCCUUGUGUUCGUUGGUUCGGAGAGUCUUUCCCAAGGAAGGCUCCCUACGAGAACACCACUGUUGCUGGAGCUGCUCAACCGGACAGUUUCUACACUCCUUCGCCAGUGAAUGGAUGGUUUGACCUGCCCGAGACUGAAGACGCAUGGCGCAAGAAUGACAACCAGGACGUCAAUCAGGGCACCCUCGCCUUUUUCAAUUUCAUCGGCGUCAAUCAGACACUAUACAUCACCACCUCCGACGCACAAGUAGCCCAGGCCAUCGGAUCCUCGCCAAAGCUGACGCCCAAGUUCGAGUCUCAGGUCUGGCCCCCAACCAAUGCCAGCAUCGUCUACUCUGUCAACACCACCGCAGGGCCUGGCAGUAACGCUGGAUCGGGACUCUUGGGCUCUAUCCCCAUCCGCUUUGCCUCCUCUCAGACCUACCGCAGAAAUACGACUGACCCCAACUCCUCGUACAUUCCUGUCAAGAUCUUCACCCCUCAAGUGUUCACGACUCUCAAGGACCAGGCCACUGCGGAUGAUGUCAUUGCCGAAAUAGUCAAGAAAUUGGCCGGCAAGGACGGAUACAUGGACUACAAGGAAAUGCCCUUUGGCGCCCUUCACUUUGAUACCGUCGACACCGCGUCAGGCAAGUUAAAGGCUACUAUGCAGUUUGGACAAGGCCCUUCGGACAAUCAGAACUACCUCUCUGUCCCCUCGGGUCUCCGCCAGAUGAUCACCAUCACCCAGUUUACAAACGCGAUCGUCAAGACAAAGUUCUCCGGAAAGUACUCCAUCUCCCAGGGUCUCCGUACUCUUCCCUUCGAGUACGACAAUACCAUCUCGAACGGCUUCAUCUUGAACCAGCUCUCACUCCGCCUGUUCCCCUUUGCCCUCUGCUUCUUGAUGCCCACUUUUGUCUCUAUCCUUGUCCAGGAGAAGGAGGACCGUCACCGUAUGAUGAUGGCCAUGAACGGACUGAAGAACUCGUCAUACUACAUUGCCCACUACGUCGAAUUCCUGACGAUGCAACUGAUCCUCUCGCUCUUUUUCUGCUUGGCCUGCGCCGCUAUCUCGUCCCAAGUCAUUAUGCGUACCAACCCCGUUAUCCUCCUCGUCAUCCUUAUCCUUUGGGCCCACGUCCAAACUACCCUUUCCUUCCUCUUGGGUUCGCUCUUCUCAAAGACUCGUCGUGCCACCCUGAUCGUCUACUUCUUUGUCGCCAUCUCCUGCAUGAUGGGUGCUGCCGCCGAUACGAUUUUCACAAACGGCAUCCCCACUGCUUGGUUCAUCCACCCCAACUUUGCUUUCUUUAACAUCUUGAGCGAAGGAAUUUCUCAUGCUAGUAGAAUCAACGGCAUGGUCCCUUUGGCCUGGGCAGAUUUUGCACCCGGCAAGAAUUUGUUCUUCUGUGUCAUGAUCCUCAUCGGCGAGAGUUUCCUUGCCCUCCUCUUGACCUUCUACAUUGAUGCGGUUGCUCCCUCAGAGUACGGUGUUCAGAAACCCUGGCAUUUCCCAAUCUCGUCCUUUUUCAAGAAGAACAACGCCUCGGCUGACCCUGAGUCCCGCCUGGCUGCUCACCACAACUCCCCCUCUCACAACGACGAUGUUUUGGAGGGAGGUGAUGCCGAUGUCUAUUCAGAGCGCGAGCGUGUCCAGACAAAGUACGACCCCGCCACCACCCCUCUGAUCAUCAACAACCUCUACCACUGCUACCGUGGCAAGGUCGAGGCUGCCUUGAAGGGCAUGUCCUUUGGUGUCGAGACCAACACUGUCCUCGGUCUUUUGGGUCCCAACGGUGCCGGAAAGUCGACCAUGAUCCAUCUCUUGACGGGUCUUUACAGCCCCACCUCUGGAACUGCCCAUGUUGCCGGCGCCAACAUUCGUACUGAUAUUUCAACCGUUCAUGCUCGCAUCGGUGUCUGUCCCCAGCACGAUAUCCUUUGGGGUGAUCUUACUGUUGCCGACCACCUUUUGUUCUAUGCUCGUCUCCGUGGUAUCCCCCCAAGCCUCGAGAAGCAAGCCGUCGAGUAUGCCGUUGCUUCGGUCUCCUUGACAACGUUCCGCGAUCGUCAGGUCAAGGGCCUUAGUGGUGGUGAGAAACGUCGUGUUUCGAUCGCCAUUGCACUGUUGGGCGACAACCGCGUUAUCUUCUUGGAUGAGCCUUCGACUGGUCUGGACCCUCACGUCCGUCGUGUGAUCUGGGAUAUUGUCAACCGUGUCAAAGUCGGCCGCACUCUUGUCUUGACCACGCACUCGAUGGAGGAGGCUGAUAUUCUUUCGGACAAGAUCGCGAUUAUGACCAGCGGACGGCUGAGAUGUAUCGGCACCAGUCUUCACCUGAAGGAGCUCUACGGAUCUGGAUUCCGUCUCAACGUCAGCUCCAAGCCCGGUCGUCUGGAGGAGGCAUGCCAGAGCGUCGAGCGUCAGAUCUUGGCUGGUUUGCAAUAUAAACGUAUUGACAAGUUCACCAACGCCACCACCUUUGAGUUUGACUUCCAGGACCAACAGCACCAGGACCAGGACCAGCGCCAGAAUACCUUGGCAGGUCGCCGUGGCUAUGGUCACCAGGAGCGUGGUCAGUUGUCGACCAUCUUUGGGCUGUUAUCGCGGCCUGGGCAGUUUCCUGCGAUCGAGGACUGGGGUCUGAGUCAGACGACUCUCGAGGAUGUGUUUGUCAAGAUUGUCACCGAUGGCGACUCUGACCUUGCCAUGCCCACCAUCGUCUCCGCGUAG
Linnemannia hyalina is the source of this 3270-nucleotide messenger RNA. NCBI's taxonomy places the organism in Eukaryota, Fungi, Mortierellomycota, Mortierellomycetes, Mortierellales, Mortierellaceae. The record is from the annotation of a GenBank genome assembly.